CUAAACAGAUCAGCGACAGACUUACUAGGCAGUCGUAUCGAACGGUCAAUUUAGUGCUUAACUUGUACACCAUGAACAAAUGGUCAAUAUCCAUAAACUUUACACGCUCCACACUUCAAGGCUUUCCUCACUCAUUCUCUUCCUCCCUCUGUUUAACUCUCUUGUGAGUUACUCCCUCCUUACCACUUUUACCGCCCCAUUUUUCUCACAUUUACGCUUGUUUUAGACAGUUGGCCUUGGAUAGCCUUGAAAACGUAGACCUUUGGCAUGAAGUGGAGCUCAUAUCUCUCCCAAAACCGCUGCUGUAAACCCUACGACCACGUCAAAGCACUGGCUUUUCUUUAUUACUCUGCUGUCCAGAAGAAGACAAAUGUGCGUUAAUAAAUAAUAGACUGGAGUGUUCAUAAGAAAUUUGGAGCUUGUCGUCCUCUGAGAUGAUUUAUCGAGUGUUAAAGUCCGACAUUCACUCCCAAAAUAGACAUUAUUUGGCUUUUUUAGACACAAAUCCAGCUUUUACUCUUAUUUAGUUUCUUUCAGUGGUUAAAUGAUUGAAUGAGUUGUUAAAUGCUCUUAAAUGUGAUUUGUUUAUGUUUUAGAUGACUUGGCAGCAAAGGCCAACAUUAUUAUAGACCCAGCAGAGAUCCAGGCUGUUUCAAUGGAUGACUUGGAUGAAAAUGAGGAAACUGGAGCUGCACAGAGACCAUCUGGUGCUGUGGCCAUGGGCGGUGCUCUUGCGCGACCCAGUUGGCUGAGUUCUCCGACGCUGGGCAGAGCCAACCGGUUCCUGAGCACUGCCGCCGUCAGCCUGAUGACCCCACGGAGACCCCUUGCCCCGCCAGAGAAGGUCAAAGUGCGGACCCUCGCCGUAGAGCAACGAACAGAGGAGGACAUCGAGGGAAGCCAUGGAAACGAUGGGCUGUUGCUGGGGCGACCGUUCGAGGAGCCCGACCAGCCAAUCACAGAGAAGUCCCUGCUGGAGAUCCUGGACGGGGUGGUGAUGAUUUACAAUCUGAGCGUCCAUCAGCAGCUCGGCAAGAUGGUGGUGGUUUCUGAUGAUGUUCAUGAAUACGCCGUCGCCCUGAAAGACACGGAGGAGAAGAUCGCAAGAUGCCCGAGCAGAAGGCCGGAUAUUCUCGAAGAGCUGCAAAAGAGCCAAAAGGUGUUUGCAGAAAAGCUGAACCACCUGAGUCGUAGGUUGGCCUGGAUCAACGCCACCAUCUACUCCAAGGAGAAGAUGCUGGACGUGUACUGGCUCCUGCGAGUGUGUAUUCAGACCAUCGAGCAUUCAGACGGCACCGGCUCUCUGUUCGCCUUCAUGCCUGAGUUCUACCUCAACGUGGCCAUGAACAGCUACAGCGCCCUCAAGAACUACUUCAGCCCCUCUAACUGCAUGGAGGAACUGCCAGGUUAUGAGGACACACUCAUUCAGCUCGCAGCUAUUCUCGCCAAACACUUCGCUGAUCCUCGCAUCGUCGGCACUGAUAUCAAAGAUUCACUGAUGCAGGCUUUGGCCAGUUACGUGUGUUACCCACAGUCCCUGCGGGCCGUCGAGAGGAUCCCAGAAGAACAGCGGAUGGCUAUGAUGAAAAACUUACUGGCUCCAUAUGAGCAGAGACCCUGGGCUCAAACCAACUGGAUCCUGGUUCGUCUUUGGAGGGGUUGUGGCUUUGGCUACAGGUACACUCGUCUUCCUCAUCUGCUGAAGACCAAACCCGAGGACGCCAACCUGCCCAGCCUGCAAAGGGAUUUGUCAAUUGCUAGUUUUCAAAAGCCCUGUCCAUCCCUUCUGCUGCAGAGGCACAUGGCUGAACUCCUCAUUCAAGACAGAGACAUGGCUGCCAGUUUCCUCAAUAGCGUCUUAAACCAGCUCAACUGGGCCUUCUCUGAAUUCAUCGGCAUGAUACAGGAGAUCCAACAGGCAGCCGAGCGACCAGAGAGGAAUUUCGUGGACACCCGGCAGCUAAAGGUGUGCUCGACCUGUUUUGACCUCUCAGUCAGUCUGCUGCGGGUCCUGGAAAUGACCAUCACGUUAGUGCCAGAAAUUUUCCUGGACUGGACCCGCCCCUCUGCUGAGCUGCUGCUGCGGCGAUUGGCUCAGCUCCUGAACCAGGUGUUAAAUCGAGUUACGGCAGAAAGAAACCUCUUCGACAGGGUGGUCAACCUGCGCCUUCCAGGCCUGGAGAGUGUCGAUCAUUAUCCCAUCCUGGUGGCAGUUACAGGGAUAUUGGUGCGCAUUUUGGUCGACUCCAACAAACAAGGUGUCUCGAGGGCUGCGUCUGUGCUGCUGUCGGACCCCUGUUUCCAGCUGCGCUCCAUCCAGUACCUGCUGGGAGAAGGAGAAAGUGGAUCCUCCACCGCCACCGACCGUAAACACUUCUCUCUGCACACAUAUACAGACUACAUCAGCACGGAGGAGGAGCAGAAGGUUGAACAGAUGCUAACUUUCCUGACGGAGGAGUCCAAGCAGGCGGCAGCCAGUACAGCGCCGACCAGCGAGGAUGAUCUCUGCCCGAUCUGCUAUGCACACUCCAUAUCAGCCAUCUUCAAGCCCUGCUCCCACAAAUCCUGCAAGGCCUGCAUCAAUCAGCACUUGAUGAAUAACAAGGACUGCUUCUUCUGCAAGGCCACCAUAACUGGAGUGGAUGAUUACACCAAACCAUUCGCCUCUUAGUAUGCCCUACACACACUCAACAUCUAUAUCUACACUUUCCCCCGAAGACUUCACCUCAAAAACACACACACACAUAUAUAUCUGUAUAUAUAUAUUCAGGUCGGACUCAUGGUUUCCACUCAGACCUUUACGUCCAUGUUUGGUCACCCUGGUGUUGCUGUUGGUUCUGCCAGUGCUUCACCCAGUCUGUUCUGGCGAAUAAUCAAAAACAUUUUGUGGUCUGACGAAUGGAACGAGGCCUUGCAAGGCAAUAGUUCUUCCAGAUGUCUGAGUGAUGAAUGGAUGAGAUCCUGUUUAGAGCCUUCUGGAGGAGCGGCAGACGAUCUGAGGAAACUCUAAAUCUACACUAAGUUCAAUGAUUCAUUUAGUUGAUUAAUUUAAUUUAAGGUAAAUGGUUGCAAACAAUGUAAAUGGGAUGAAUUUAACCAAACAAAUUAAAUUUGAGUAAUGUUUAACUUCAUUUAUUUGUUUAAAUUCAGCCUGUAUACAUUGUUUCUCACUAGGUAACUUAAAAAAAUUGAGUAAAUCCAAUGAAUCAUUUGAUUCAGUGUAAUCUCUCCACUCGUGUUCUUGUGUUUUUGUUCAUUUAUCUCAUCUUCUCGACUUGUUUUUUGUGCUUUCCGUUCCACCCCAUCUACUUUAGUCUCCUCUUUUCUCAUUUUAUCUCAUGUUGUCUUGUUUUGUUUUUCUCAUCCUCAUGUCUCACUUCUGUCUCAUUUUGGUAAGUUGAUUUCUUCCCUCUUUUUUUUCCUCUCGUUCAGUGUCUUUCUCAUUUUGUUUCUCAUCUCAUCUUUUU
Molecule: messenger RNA, 3467 nt
Organism: Danio rerio (zebrafish)
Lineage: Eukaryota; Metazoa; Chordata; Actinopteri; Cypriniformes; Danionidae
Source: RefSeq, a predicted model, not a curated record